This is a messenger RNA of Esox lucius (northern pike), 13366 nucleotides long. RefSeq names its product dystrophin (gene dmd). Gene Ontology annotation, molecular function: protein binding; zinc ion binding. Bases 723 to 11807 code for a protein of 3694 amino acids. The record is from RefSeq and is a predicted model, not a curated record. Lineage: Eukaryota; Metazoa; Chordata; Actinopteri; Esociformes; Esocidae. Gene Ontology annotation, cellular component: plasma membrane. The transcript is spliced from 82 exons. Gene Ontology annotation, biological process: synaptic signaling.
ACUUUAUCCGUCUCAUCUCCCAUCCACACACAGAUAAGAACCGAAAAAAACGUCGAGGCGUCGAGAAGGAAUAGCACAUACAAGAGGAACUGCUUUUCUGUUUCGAAAAACCUUUGGUUCAUUGGCUAUUGAAAACAGGGAUAGUCAGUCAAACUGAAAGCUGUAACGGUUUACCGUUACAAGAAGGCUCACGGUCGCGUUCAUCACCCAUCUAAUAUUAGAAACCCUGUCACCGCUCCGUUAUUCUACUAAUGCCGUGCACGCUUUACUUUCUCACUGACAUUGGGUCACGCGCGCACGGCCCACUAACGGAUCAUAGCAACAGGAGCGACGUAUUUCUAAGUGAAAAUGGCCGUGGAUGUGUUGGGUUUCGGGUUUUACGCUGGCGUCCGUCGCUGGAGCAUUUAGUCGGUGAGAUGCCGAGCCCUGGCUAGAGCCCUAUUUUGAGGCAAGAAUGGCCCACCACCUGUUCCUCCCCGUCUGUCCGCUGUGACAGCCCGUUUUCCCCCGCCAGACCCCGUCCUCUGACCGUCCUCUCACUCACUCCCUGACUGUCAACCUCGGGUGUCAUUCUUUCACGCCUUUCGGCCGAGCUCGAUUGCCCGCUGACCAGUAUUAUAAAGCGGUCAAAAUCAGCCUUCAUCGUCUCUUAUCGUUGUGUUAUCUGUGCUCUCCUGUGGAUUUUACGCAUCUGUCUGCUCAACUUUGGACGGACUAAGGAUAUGGCCGAGGCCGGGCGACCAGAGGACCAGUGUGAUGAAGCGGUGGAGGACGAGUUCGGGGAAAUAAUUAAGUGUCGAUCAGAUGAAAGAGAAGAUGUUCAAAAGAAGACUUUCUCAAAAUGGAUAAACUCGCAGUUUUCUAAGGCAGGGAAGCCCCCCAUCCAGGACCUCUUCACAGACCUGUGUGAUGGCCGUCGCCUGCUGGAACUGCUGGAAGGCCUGGCAGGCCACGGACUGGUGAAAGAGAAGGGAUUCUCACGCGUGCACUCGCUCAACAAUGUCAACAGAGCGCUGCAGAUCUUACAGAAGAACAAUGUUGAGCUGGUGAAUAUAGGUGGAGCUGACAUUGUUGAUGGGAAUCAUAAACUGAUCCUCGGACUCAUCUGGAGCAUAAUUCUCCAUUGGCAGGUAAAGAAUGUGAUGAAGGAUGUCAUGGCGGGCCUACAGCAGACCAACAGUGAGAAGAUCCUCCUGAGCUGGGUACGCCAGUCCACCAAGGACUACUCCCACGUCGAUGUGGUCAACUUCUCCUCUAGCUGGGCCGACGGCCUGGCCUUCAACGCUCUGCUCCACAGCCACAGGCCCGAGCUGUUUGAUUGGAGUGUUGUGGAGAAGAUGUCCAGUGCCAUUGAAAGAUUGGAACAUGCCUUCAGCAAGGCGGAGCACGCCCUGGGCAUAGAUAGACUGCUGGACCCUGAGGAUGUGGCCGUGCUUCACCCCGAUAAGAAGUCAGUCAUCAUGUACAUAACCUCCUUGUUCCAAGUGCUGCCUCAGGGCGUAACCAUGGAGGCCAUCCAGGAAGUAGAGACACUGCCUCGGACUAUCAUAAAGCAGGAGGAGCACUUCACCAUCCAGACCCAGCAACGCUACUCACAGCAGAUCACAGUGAGUCUGGCUCAGGGGCGGAUUCACCCCCCAUCCCCCACCCCCUCUCCUCGCUACAAAAGCUAUGCCUACACUCAAGCAGCAUAUGUCAAGUCACCUGACCAAAAGAGGAGACGCUUUACUGAGCAGACGACGCUGCUGCGCGGGGGCAGUCAGGAUGACCUGCAGCGGGGACUGAGUCCCCUGGCCCCAGGAGACACUCAGCUGGAAGACUACCAGAGUGGCCUGGAAGGGGUCCUGACCUGGCUGCUGUCUGCAGAGGACGGCCUACAGGCCCAGCCUCCCAUCUCCUCCCAGGUGGAGGAGGUCAAAGAGCAGUUCCACACACACGAGGGCUACAUGGUGGAGCUGACAUCCCACCAGUCCAGUGUAGGCAGGGUGCUGCGGGCUGGGAGCGCCCUUCUGGGCGAGGGUCAUCUAACUGAGGAGGAAGAGACAGAAGUCAGGGAACAGAUGAACCUCCUGAACUCCCGCUGGGAACACCUCAGAGUGGCCAGCAUGGAGAGACAGAGCCGACUCCAUGAGGUCUUGAUGGACCUGCAGCACCAGCAGUUGAAGCAGCUCACCGAUUGGUUGGAGCUGACCGAGGGGCGGAUAAAGAGGAUGGGAGCUCAGCCAAUGGGGCCAGACCUUGAGGAUGUCAAACACCAAGUGGAAGAGCACAAACUGUUGCAGGAAGACCUGGAGCUGGAGCAGGUGCGUGUGAACUCUCUGACUCACAUGGUGGUUGUCGUGGAUGAGAACAGUGGAGACAGCGCCACCGCUGCCCUGGAGCAGAAACUACAACUCCUGGGUGAUCGCUGGGCAGCCAUCUGUAAGUGGACAGAGGAGCGUUGGGUACUGCUUCAGGAGAUCCUGCUCAAAUGGCAACACUUCACUGAGGAACAGUGUUCCUUUGACUCCUGGUUGACUCAAGAGGAGGAAUUGGUUCGCUCCAUCCAGAGCAGUGGCUUCAAGGAGCAAAGCGACAUGGUGGCCAGCCUGAGAAGACUAGCGGUGGUGAAGGCUGACCUGGAGAUGAAGAGGCAGACCAUGGACAAGCUGUGCUCUCUGUGCCAGGACCUGCUGUCCUCAGUCAGGAACAAGGAAGUGGCCCACAAGCUGGAGGCUCGGCUGGAGAGCUUUGCCCAGCGCUGGGACAAACUGGUCCAGAGUCUGGAGAUGAGCGGCUCCCAGAUCUCACUGGCUGUCACCACGGCGCAGACUAAGCUGAGUACGAGCGUAUCCACCGUGACAACGAUACGUGAGAAGGUGGUGGUGAAGAAUACUAAAGCAUCUCUACCCUCCCCGCCGCCUAAUAAGAGACCCAUAGUUGUGGAAUCAGAGCUCAGGAAAAGGAAAAGAUUAAGAAACAGGAUUGACAUGGACUUCACAGAGCUUCACAGUUUCAUCACCCGCUCCAAGGCUAUCCUGCAGAACCCAGAGUUCUCUAUCUCUAGGAAGGAGGGGAGCAUUCAGGAGCUCUAUGAUAAAGUCCUGGCAAUAGAGAGAGAGAGGCCAGAGAAGUUGCGGAAGCUUCAGGAAGCCACUCGUUCAGCCCAGGCUCUGCUUGAUCAGCUGGCGAGCGAAGGUGGGAGUGGCAGGGCUAAUGACAUCCAGACAGCGGCCGAGGAGCUCAACACCCGCUGGGUCGGGUUCUGUGCCCUGCUGGUGGAGAGGCUGGACUGGCUGGCCUAUCAGAGCAGGGUCCUGGCCUUCUACAACCUCUGGCAGCAGCUGGAGCAGGCUGUGGUCAACUCUGAGAACUGGCUGAAGGUCCAGCAGCCACCGGCCUCGGAACCGGAGCCCCUGAAGCAUCAGCUGGAGCGCUGCAGGUUCAUGUCUCCAAUCAUUCAUGAGGAGCUGGCUCGUCUCUCCUCCCUGGAGCCCCAGGUCAGCGUGUUGAGGAGGCAGCUGAAGGAGUUGAGGGAGCAGGAGAAUGCCCCCGUCUUCUUCGAUGCCGACAUCGCUGACUUCACAGAGCACUACCAGCAGGUCCUGGAGGACCUCCGGGCCAGGGAGAGACAGCUUGUGCUCGUCCAGGAGAGCCUCCCCCCGGCGCGCUACAAGGAGACGGUGUCCACCCUGUUGGUGUGGCUGCAGCAGUGCGAGGCGAAGCUCGCCGUUCCCUCUACAGCCGUGACCGAACACCCCGUCAUGGAGGGGCGCCUCAAAGACGUCAAGACAAUGCAGGCAGCGCUGCAGGAGCAUCAGGUUGAGGUGGACUACUUGACGUCUACCGUGGACCAGGUGUUUCAGAAGACCUCUCCAGAGAUCAGUCAGAAGUACCGAAUGGAGAUGGACGGCAUUAUGGAACGCUGGAGACGUCUGGCCUCCACGCUAGCCGAGAGGGUUACCAGGCUAACGGAGCUGAUGGCUAAAUUGGUGCAGUUUCAGAACGACGUGAAGACCCUGAGGAAGUGGAUGGCUGAUGUCGAUGUGUUCCUGAACGAGGAGUGGCCGGCGCUGGGUGACUCCGAGGCCCUGGAGAAACAGCUGGAGCAGUGCACUGCCCUGGUGAAUGACAUCCACACAAUCCAACCCAGUCUGAAUGGCAUCAACGAGGUGGGAGUGUCUCUGAAGAGAGAGGCAGAGCCACCAUUCGCCAUACAGCUGCAGAAGGAGCUUGAUGAGCUUAAUGCUCUGUGGGACAUCAUCUGCAAACAGGCCUACGCUAAGAAGUCAGCUCUGAAGGGGGGUCUGGACAAGACCAUGAGUCUGCGGAAGGAGAUGACUGAGAUGCAGGAGUGGAUCGCUCAAGCUGAGGAGGACUACCUGGAGAGGGACUUCACCUACAGAACCCCGGAGGAACUAUGCAAGGCCGUUGAGGAACUCAAGAAGGGUCAAGAGGAGGUCCACUCUAAAGAGUUAAAGGUGAAGCUGCUGACCGAGUCUGUGAACAGUUUCAUCUCUAAAGCCCCUCCGGCCGCCCACGACACCCUCAAGGCAGAGCUGGAUGUGCUGACCGCUAACUACCACAGGCUCUGCAGCCGUCUGGACGGCAAAUGUAAAACACUGGAGGAGGUGUGGGCUUGUUGGCGUGAGCUGCUGUCCUACCUGGAGCAGGAGAACGGCUGGCUGGACCAGCUGGAGCAGAAGCUAGACGAGACAGACAACAUCCGGGGCGGGUCAGAGGAGCUCCGUGUAGCCCUGGAUGCAUUGGAGACAUUAUUGCGUCACCCAGAGGAUGGUAGGAACCAGAUCAGAGAGCUGGCCCAGACCCUGAUGGAUGGGGGAGUCCUGGAUGAACUGAUCCAGCAGAAACUUGAGGCCUUUAACACACGCUGGGAUGAACUGAUGCAGAGGGCGGUGACUCGGCAGCAGCAGCUGGAGAGGAGGGUGCAGAGUGCCCAGGAGAAGGACAAGACUCUGCGUACCAUCAACGACUCCCUGGAUGCCACUGACCGCCACCUAUCUGCAUACAUCGCCGACCACAUCGAUGCAGCACAGAUACCACAGGAAGCACAGAAAAUCCAGACGGAGCUGAACACUCACGAGGGGACUCUGGAGGAGAUGAAGAAGAAGAAUAAAGAAAAUGGCCAAUCAGAGAGAGAAGCCGCACAGAUUGACACGACACAGAAGAAACUCCAGGAGGUAUAUGUGAAGUUCAGGCUCUUCCAGAAGCCGGCAAACUUCGAUCAGCGCCUCUCAGAGUGUGAACGUGUCCUGUGGGAUGUCAAGGCCCAGCUGGGGGUUCUGGAUAUACGAAGCGUGGAGCAGGACGUGGUCCAGUCACAGUUGGAACAAUGCAUGAAGUUUUAUAAGAGUUUGAGUGAGGUGAAGUCGGAAGUGGAGACAGUGAUAAAGACAGGGAGGCAGAUUGUCCAGCGACAGCAGACGGAGCAGCCUAAAGAGAUGGAUGACAGGCUGACCGCCCUCAAGCUGCUCUACAACCAGCUGGGCGCUCAGGUGACGGAGGGAAAGCAGGAACUAGAGAAGAGUCUGAAGUUGUCGAGGAAGCUGCGUAAGGAGCUGAACAGCCUGACAGAGUGGUUGGCCACUACUGAUGCUGAGCUGACCAAGAGGUCAGCUGUGGAGGGCAUGCCCAGUGACCUGAAGGCUGAAGUGGAGUGGGCCCAGGCGACCCAGAAGGAGACAGAAAAGCGUGCUCCACAGCUGAAAGCCGUCCUGGAGCUGGCCGAUGCCCUGAAGGCUGUGCUGCGAGGCCACGAGGGCCUGGUUGACGACAAGGUCCUACUGCUCAACUGCAACUGGAUCGCUGUCACCUCCAGGAGUGAGGAGUGGCUCAACCUGCUGCUGGACUACCAGAGACAGAUGGAAACACUGGAUGUGAAUGUGAAGGAGAUCAGUGAGUGGAUGGAUGGUGCGGAGAGAGAGAUGGACACCAUGGAGCUCCAUGGACCCAACGACCUCGUCCUCAAGGGUCUUCGUGGGGACCUGGAGGUUAUGCGUGGUAAGGUGGAGGCUGUUGCAGAACUGGGCCGGGACCUGACGAGGACCCGUGGGGAACAUUGCCAGGCGAAGCUGGGGUCCAAGCUGGAGCAGCUCAACAAACGCUUUGAGACCAUCGCACAGCGAAUCACAGCUGGACAGAUGGCUGCCUCAGCGGUGGAGGUGGAGCAGUUCCACAGCGAGGCUAAGAUCUGGUUGGACCUGCUGGACGAAGAGGAGAAACAAGGAGAGAACCUGAAGGAAGAGGACUUCACAGAACAGGAUGGGGACUGUGAAGAGGGAGCAGUGAAGGAUCUGCUGCUGAAAGGAGAGAACUUACAAAGGAGAGUCCCAGACCCAGACAAGAAAGAGCAGAUCAGAAUCAAACACAACCAGCUCAACACCAAAUACAACACUGUCAUGGACCUGCGUGGUGUGAGGAAGAGGAAGGCACUGGCUAUAGCUCCCCAGUGGUACCAGUACCGCAGGAAGUCCGAUGACCUGCUCCAGUGGCUGGACGACAUACAGAGGAGUGUGGCCCAACUUCCUGACCCUCCAGAGGAGCUCAGAGUUAAGGAGAUUGGCUCAGAGUUCGAUGUGAAGAGUGAGGAUCUGAAAGAGGUGCAGGGAUUGGCCAAAGAGCUGUCGGAUGCAGGGGCGGCCUCCCUGGUCCAGCCCCGCCUCCUCCAGCUCAACACUCGCUGGCAGGAGGUGCAGACUAAAUUCACCCCCUACCGCCAACAAAGUCCUCCCGACCCCUGUCUGGAGUCACAACCAAUCAGUGAACCCCAAGACUACCUGGCUGAGCUGCAGACCCUGCUGCGCUCCGUCUCAGAGACUGACUUCCAACUGAACUCUCCUGAGUACUGGCAGGCUGUCUUCUACAACCUACCACAGCAAGGGCAGUGCCUUCAGGAGGUGAAGUUGAGCCUGCAGAACCUCCGCCCCCCUGUAGAGGGCGCACUAGCCAGGAGAGGUGAGGUGCUGGCCAUGGCCACCCCAGGAGGUAGCCCGAGGGUCAAGGAGACAGCUGUCCUGCUCAACAACAACUGGGACAAAAUCAACAAGCUCUACCUGGACAGGCUUACGCGCUGGGAGGCAUCCAAUGCUAAGUGGCUGAAGUUCGCAGCGGACCAGAAGGCUGUUGGUGAUUGGUUGAGUAAUGCGGAGACCACUCUGAAACAGGCGGAGACAGACCCAGCCGGGGCCAGACCACACUUAAAGGAGCUGCAGAGUAGCAUGCCGGUCCAGGAGGCCGUGGUGGGCGGACUGAACGCUGCGUCGGAAGACAUCGUCGGUCAGAGUACCCAGGACGACGGGGCCCGGAUCAAACUCCAGCUCAACGCGCUCAACGCUCGCUGGGCCACCGCCGCCGGGAAGCUUGCAGAGAGGAAGAGGAGGUCCGCAGAGGCGCGGACUGCCGUGUCAGAGCUGCAGGAGGACAUGGGGGAGAUUCUGUCCUGGCUGGGCGAGGCCGAGGAGGUGGUGGCCAUCCCUGUGACACCUGGAGAUCGCCAACGCAUGAACGCCACGCUGGAGAAAGUCACGGCCCGUGUGUUGGAGCUCCCAGCCAGGCAGAGUAAUGUUGAUGACAUCAACAUGAGGACGAAAACCAUCCUCCUCCCAGCUGACAAACACAAAGACAUCAAGAUCAUCAACACUCGCUGGACACAGGUGUCCAAAGACUUACCUCAGAAGCAACGUCAGAUUGAGGGCCUGCUGAAGGAGCUGUCUCAGUUCCAGGGUCAGCUGACAACCCUUUCCUCUUGGGCCUCUACUACCAGGACCACCCUGGAGGGGAAACCCGACCCAGCAGAACCUGAACCCAAGAUUCUACAUGAAGUUCAAGACAAGAAACCAGAGGUGGAGGGUGUAUUGGCUAAGGGGGAGGAGUUGUACAAGGACACGCCUCCUAGCCAACCAGAGAAAGAAAAGUAUAACAGUCUGAGUGAUGAUUGGAGGGCCAUUCAGGAACAGAUGAUACUACACAAAGAGAGACUGGGUGCUCUAAAGAUCCCCAAAACUGCUGAAAGUCUCCAGGGUGACAUCUCAGCACUGACUCACUUCAAUAAGGCCUGGUCUGAGCUCUCUGAUUGGCUGGUCGGGCUGGAUCAGAUGGUUCAGACUCAGAGGGUCACCGUGGCCGACCUGGACCAGAUCAACAACAUGAUCGGCAAGACCAAGGGAGCUCUGAGGGAGAUGGAGCAGCGGCGCCCCCAGCUGGAAGGUCAGGUCACUGCAGCCCAGAACCUAAAGAACAAAACCAACAACCAGGAGACCAGAGCUGCUAUCACAGACCGGAUUGACAGGUUGCAGACACACUGGGAGGAAUCACAGGAGAGACUGGCUGAGAGACAUCAACAACUCCAGAACAUGCUGCGUGACUCCUCUGAUUGGUUGGAAGCCAGGAAGGAGGUGGAACCUCUCAUCAAAGGAGCCAGUGACAAGCUGGAUUCGUGGCAGGAGCUUUCGUACACUGUGGAUGCUCUGAAGAAGCAAAACACUGACCUCAAGCUCUUCGUGAAGGAGCUGCGCCAGUGGCAGAGCCAGGUGGGCGUGGCCAACGACCUGGCCGGGAAGUUGUUGACCCUUUACAGCGCCGACGACACUCACAAGGUCACGAAGAUGACAGACACCACAAACAUCACCUGGGAGCGCAUCAACAAACGUGUUGGAGACCGUGAGGCCUCCCUGGCUGCAGCUCUGAGGCUGUUGCAGCAGUUCUACCUGGACCUGGAGAAGUUCCUCAACUGGCUGACCGAGGCAGAGACCACCUGCAAUGUCCUCCUGGACGCGUCUCACAAGGAGAGGCUCCUGAAGGACCCCAAGGCCGUACGACACCUCCUGAGCCAGUUCCAGGAUUUACAGGGAGAGAUCGAUGGCCACACGGAGCUCUAUCACUCACUGGAUGACAAUGGCCAGCGUAUCCUGACCUCCCUGACAGGCUCGGACGAUGCCACUCUCCUACGGAGACGGCUGGACAACAUGGGCCAGCGUUGGGACGAGCUCCGCAGCAAAACCAUGAGCAUGAGGUCCCAUCUGGAAGGCGAGAUGGCUCCCUGGAAGCGAAUGCACAUGACCCUACAAGAGUUGAUAGCCUGGCUGCAGAUGAAAAAUGAGCUGCUGGAGCAGGAACCACCUGUAGGGGGCGAUGUCCCUGCUGUGCAGCAACAGCUGGACACACACAGGGGUUUCAGAAGAGAUCUAAGGACCAAGGAGCCAGUGGUUAAUGAUUCGUUGGAACAGGUCCAGGUCUUCCUAUCUGAACUACCUGCCGAUGGAGAUGCACAGCCUGACCAGAGACACAUAAGUCCAGAGGAACGUGCGCAGAACGUCGGCCGUGUCCUGCGCAAGGAGGCGGAGGAUGUGGCGUCCAGGUGGAAGGGACUUAACGAGGAGGCUGCUGAUUGGCAGAGAAGGCUUGAGCUGGCUCUGGAUAGGCUGUUGGAGCUGCAGGAGGCACAAGACCAGCUGGAGCUGAGACUGAGCCAGGCGGAGAUGGUGAAGGAGGCCUGGGAACCUGUAGGAGAUCUGCUCAUAGACUCACUACCUGAACACAUCGACAGGGUGAAGGCGUUCCAGGAGGAGAUAGCUCCUAUCAAAGACGACGUAAGUCGCGUCAACAACCUGGCCUCUACCUUUGGCCCCCCCGACCUCGUCCUCUCCCAGCCCAACGUGGACAGACUGAACCACCUCAACACACGCUGGAGGCUGCUGCAGGUUUCCAUGGAAACGUGUAAAAGCUCAAGGGGUCGCGUGUCGGUGGAUGAGUUGGGGGAUGUAUCUCAGAUCUCCAUCAAAGAUCAUCUGAAGCAGCUGACAGAUGCUCAUAGGGACUUUGGCUCUGUGCGUGGUUCGGUCCAAGGUCCAAUUGAGCAGGCGGUGUCACCUAACAACGUACCCUACUAUAUCAAAGAGAAAACACCAGAAGACCUGACCCAGACCCUCUAUGACCACCAGACACAGACAACAUGCUGGGACCAUCCCAAGAUGGCAGAGCUCUACCAGUCCCUUGCCGACCUCAACAACGUGCGUUUCUCUGCGUACCGGACGGCCAUGAAGCUGAGACGGUUGCAGAAAGCUCUCUGUCUGGACCUCCUGGGAAUGCCCGCGGCAUGUGAGGCCUUUGAGCAGCACGGCCUGAAGCAGAAUGACCAGUUGAUGGACAUCGUUCAGGUGGGCACGUGCCUGACCAGUCUCUACGAGAAGCUGGACCAGCAGCACGGCAACCUGGUCAACGUUCCGCUGUGUGUCGACAUGUGUCUCAACUGGCUGCUGAACGUAUACGACACUGGAAGAAGUGGCAAAAUCCGAACUCUGUCCUUUAAAACUGGGAUCAUCUCUCUCUGCAAAGCACACCUGGAGGACAAGUACAGAUUCAUGUUCAGGCAGGUAGCCAGUGCCACGGGUUUCUGUGACCAGCGCAGGCUGGGUCUUCUCCUUCAUGACUCCAUCCAGAUCCCCCGACAGCUGGGAGAGGUGGCCUCAUUUGGGGGCUCCAACAUCGAGCCCAGUGUCCGCUCCUGCUUCCAGUUUGCCAAUAACAAGCCAGAGCUCGAGGCGGCCAUGUUUCUGGACUGGAUGCGUCUGGAGCCUCAGUCAAUGGUGUGGCUGCCCGUAUUGCACCGGGUGGCGGCGGCGGAGACGGCCAAACACCAGGCCAAGUGCAACAUCUGCAAGGAGUGUCCUAUCAUCGGCUUCAGGUACCGAAGCUUAAAGCACUUUAACUAUGACAUCUGUCAGAGCUGCUUCUUCUCCGGCCGUGUGGCCAAAGGACAUAAGAUGCAGUACCCGAUGGUGGAAUACUGUACACCGACGACGUCUGGGGAGGACGUGCGAGACUUUGCCAAGGUGCUGAAGAACAAAUUCAGGACCAAGCGAUACUUCGCUAAGCACCCCCGCAUGGGCUACCUACCCGUUCAGACCAUCCUGGAGGGAGACAACAUGGAGACUCCUGUUACUCUGAUCAACUUCUGGCCUGUAGAGCAUGAGCCAGCGUCCUCCCCCCAGCUCUCUCACGACGACACCCAUUCGCGCAUCGAGCAUUACGCAAGUCGGUUAGCUGAAAUGGAGAACCGUAAUGGAUCUUAUCUGAAUGACAGUAUCUCACCCAAUGAAAGCAUUGAUGAUGAACACCUGUUGAUUCAGCACUACUGUCAGAGCCUGAACCAGGGCUCCCCACCCAGCCAGCCGCGCAGCCCCGCCCAGAUCCUCAUCUCCAUGGAGAGCGAGGAGAAGGGCGAACUGGAGAGAGUGCUCAACGACCUGGAGUCGGAAAACAGGAAGCUGCAGGCGGAGUACGACAAGUUGAAGAAGGCCCACGACCACAGGGGUCUGUCCCCGCUCCCGUCGCCCCCAGAGAUGCUGCCCGUGUCGCCCCAGAGCCCGCGGGACGCCGAGCUGAUUGCUGAGGCUAAGCUGCUCCGGCAACACAAAGGACGGCUGGAGGCCCGCAUGCAGAUCCUGGAGGACCAUAACAAACAGCUGGAGUCCCAGCUACACCGCCUCAGACAGCUACUGGAACAGACGGACUCCAGGGUGAAUGGUACAACGUUGUCCUCUCCAUCCACCUCGUCCCAGCGCUCCGACAACAGCCUGCCUCUGAUGCGUGUGGCCGGCAGCCAAACCACUGACACCAUGGGUGACGAUGAGCUGUCGAGUCCGUCCCAAGAUGCAUUAGGGCUGGAGGAAGUCAUGGAGCAGCUAAAUAACUCGUUCCCCCAUAGCCAAGGACUGAGUGUAGGGAGCCUGUUUCACAUGGCAGAUGACCUGGGUCGAGCUAUGGAGUCAUUGGUCAGCGUGAUGACUGAAGAACAGAGCGACGAGUAGCAGGAGACAAGGGCCUGCCCCUUACCCCACUUCCAGCCAACCCUGCAUGCUUUUCUAGUAUAAAAAAAAGAAAACUGGAUUGGACAUGUUUACAAAGACAAAAAUACAUCUAUUUUUGUGAAGGAUCACCGUUACAAAACUUGUAGAUUUCAGUAGUUUCUUAAAAGUCUUGAACAUUGUUUUAUUAACAAAAGGCAGGUUUUUAAACUUCUAUGCAAUUGUAUAAAAAAAAAGAGAAAAGGUUGUGUGUAAAAUCUUGUGAACGUGUUUGCCAUUUCUUUGUAUGGAGUGCAUUUCAGAACAUUUAUAUCCAAAUGAAAGAUUGUACACAUAAGGGUGCUUUAUAUUACAAAACAUUUAUUAUAACAACAAAAUAUUAUAUACUGUAAAGGCAAUGCAGUCGCCCUGUACCCUUUCAGCAUAGACUGACUGACACUGUAUGUUUGCAUGUGUGUGUGUGUGUGUGUGCGUGCGUGUGUGUGUGUAUUGGUACGUGAGGACGUGUGUUACCGUGGGGUAUGUGGAGGUAUCUUAUUUCCACAUUGCUUCAUAGCUUUUGCUUUGGGCUGGUCAAACUCAUUUUUAUCAAAUCAUCCAUCUAUCCAUCCGCAGGUGAUUUUAAGGAUGUUUUAAGAUUUGAAUUUAGAGUUUAUUUUAGUAUGGCCCUGGCCUGCAUUCAAUGACGCUGUGAUAGACUUCUUCAUAUACUUACAUGUAAAGUCCUGAUCUGUGAUAUUUACAGCUGUCACUUUCCCCCAAAAUUACGGAUUGGGCCUUUACCACUGACAGAAAGUGAUAUUAAUAUUGCAAAAUCAAGUAAUAGUGGUUUAUUGUACGAUGAAGUCAUUUCAUUUACACAUAAUUUGAAUUAGAACUACAUUUACACUGGUCCUGUGUUUCAAGAUAAAACUAGUGAACAAUUCUAGAGAGCCCAUGAAUUUCAUUUCUACACUGUUUAAAACCCAACUAAAAAAUUGUCUUUUUGUCUUCUGAUCCUCCCCAGAAAGACUGUAGAAAAGAGUCUACUGUAGUUGUCUUAAAGAAUCCAUCCAUGUUUUGAAAUGGAGUGACUUCCUCCUACCUGAAUGCGUUUCAGAUACACUGUACUGUCCUCUGUUUCCUGACCAUGUUGGAUAUGAAACACGCCAGACAUUAAGCAAACUAAAUCAGUGUGCACUACUGUAUCCAUCCUGGACAUUACUGUAGUUGAUUUCCUGCUACGGUGCAUUCGUUACGUUUUAUUUCUGUUGUGUUUGGUUGAAUUUUCUGUGUGGAUUUGCAUCGACAGGAGUGUAAUCAAUGUGUUUUAACAAUAGUACCCAGGCUAAGUCCAACCAGUUUAUGGUUUUGAUCUCCAUUUGUAUGACCACUUCUUUUUUUUUUGCGCCACAGUAACGGUAGUUACCGGCAGCAUGUUCAACACACUGUUUUUGUUGCAUUAGCCAUCUCUUUAAAUAACUCAUUUUUCCACUACAUAUCAAAUUCCACCAAAUAUAUGCCUUACUCCUGUAUAAUAAAUGCUUUACUGUGUAUAUCAAUAAAGCACGCAGUUUGGUUGA